Molecule: messenger RNA, 1207 nt
Organism: Solea solea (common sole)
Lineage: Eukaryota; Metazoa; Chordata; Actinopteri; Pleuronectiformes; Soleidae
Gene: immp1l
Product: inner mitochondrial membrane peptidase subunit 1
Exons: 7
Coding region: 356-868 (170 amino acids)
Cellular component (GO): membrane; mitochondrial inner membrane peptidase complex
Molecular function (GO): serine-type endopeptidase activity
Source: RefSeq, a predicted model, not a curated record
UUUAUCUGUUGCUUACAAGAGAAACGCUGUUAGCAUUGUAGCUAGUGCUAACGUUAAACCCCCAACAGCAAGACUAACCGAGCAGAAAGUCGAGCGAGGUGACACCGGUGGAAACUAAGAGCUGUCCGUUUUGAACCGAAGGUCUGGUGCCAGGCGCAGCCAUUCUGCUAGCAGCGUGGUGAUGCUGCUGGAUGUUUUGGAAUGUCUCGUCCAAUCAGAAACGCCUUUACUAAGGCUUGACCAAUGAGAGCAAGGAUUGUUGCGAUGUCACUAUUAUGAGCCGUCAAACAGGGAAGUUCAACUUGUAAUGUGAAGUGCAUGGUCAGAUAUUUGAAUCACACACUUACCGGUGAAGAUGUUCGGCAGAGUGCUGGGGAAGACUUUAGGAUUUCUGGGCUACACGGUCCAGUAUGGCUGCAUUGCACAUUGUGCCUUUGAAUACAUUGGAGAAUUUGUGGUGUGCUCUGGUCCAUCAAUGGAGCCUACAAUUGUCAGCCAUGACAUUGUCUUUUCUGAGCGGAUGAGUCGUCACCUUUGCAAAAUACAAACGGGAGAUAUAGUCAUUGCGAAGAGUCCAUAUGACCCAAAUAUGAACAUUUGUAAAAGGGUAAUUGGUUUGGAGGGAGAUAAAGUCUGCACAAGUUCUCCAUCAGAUUUUUUCAAGACCCACUCAUAUGUUCCAAAAGGCCAUGUAUGGCUGGAAGGGGAUAAUCUUAGGAAUUCCACUGACUCACGGAACUAUGGCCCAAUUCCCUAUGCCCUCAUCAGAGGCCGUGUUUGCUUAAAGCUCUGGCCACCACAUAGUUUUGGGACCCUCAAUGAAAGCCCCAGCAGACGGAUUACUAAAAGUCCGAAAGACUCGGACUGACUCAUACACAUCGUUUAUACUGUAUCUUUACCUUUUUUUCAAUCCUUUUUAAAUAAAAUUGAUAUUUAUUCAGGUCUUUUGGGGAGAUAUUUUGCAGCUCUCUUCAUUUUAUCGCUUUAUAACUGACCAUGACUUUUGGAGCUUGAGGUGUGUAGCCGUGAGCGCUGCGUGAGAAGCAAGUAAAGCUGCGUCUCUGUGGAGCUGCUAACAGCAGAGCACGGGCAGAUGCAAGGAUGAGAUGGUGUGCGCUGGGAAUCGUACUCAUUUAAAAGCAAAUAAUUACAUUUCAAGUUAAUAAAUUAAAGAACACACAUACCAUUGGGUUUGUAACCGAAUUGG